AUCCACACAUUAUCACAUGAACAAAGUUCCUCUUUAUAAGCUUUAAAAUAGCUUCUGGUAGACUGAUUUUUAGAUACAACUCCUGGAAACUCCUGCAAACUCCUACAAACUCCUGCAAAAUGGCAAACAACCAGCAAGAGACGUUUUGCAAUCCUAAAAUCCCUUUUACUGGCUCAAUUAAAGGAGGACUGCAGGAAGGCAAGAGUAUCACUGUAAGUGGACGAGUUUUACCUGACGCUGACAGGUUCAGUGUGAAUCUCCAGUGUGGUUCCACCCCAGAUGAUGAUUUUGCCCUGCACUUUAACCCGCGUUAUGCAUCUGGUUCAGAGUACAUAGUAACCAACACCAAGCAGGAUAACUCCUGGGGUCCAGAGGAGAUCAUAAACCUGGCUCUCUUCCCCUUGGGAAACCCUUUCAAACUGCAAAUCCUGGUUACAAGCCAAUCAUACAAGAUAAGUCUCAAUGGCAUCCAUGUCAAGGAUUACAUGCACCGUAUCCCAUUCAGCAGGGUGGACAAUUUCGCAGUGGAUGGGAUGGUGGAGGUUAAGACCAUCAGUUUCCAGGAUCCUGUGUGUGUGCCAUACAGAACCACCAUGUAUGGUGGAAUGUGGGCUGGCAAAAACAUUGUCAUCCAAGGGCUGGUUAAUCCUCAGGCUUCCAGAUUCGAGAUUAACUUGUGUCACAAAGAUGGGAUUGCCUUUCACUACAAUCCUCGCUUUGAUCAGAACACAGUUGUAUGCAAUACCAAAACAAAGGGUGAGUGGGGCUUAGAGGAGUGCUCUAAAGAAAUGCCAAUUGAAAAGGGACAAAACUUCCAGAUAAUCAUCUCCUGCAAUACUAAGCAGUACAACGUGUUUGUCAAUGGUAAUCUCGUGACUACCUACAAGCACCGCUUCACCAACCUGUGGGAGAUUGACAUUCUGGAGAUGUCUGGUGACCUCAGACUGAUUGAUGUGCCUUCAUCUGAUGCCGCAAAAGGCUAUCGUAUGCCAUGCAAAAUCAACAUGAAUGAUGGAUUGUGGGCUGGCAAAAACAUUGUCAUCCAAGGGCUGGUUAAUCUUGAGCCUUACAAAUUCGAGAUUAACUUGUGUCACAAAGAUGGGAUUGCCUUUCACUACAAUCCUCGCUUUGAUGAGAACACGGUUGUAUGCAAUACCAAAACAGUGGAUGAUUGGGGCUCAGAGGAGCGCUCUGGAGAAAUGCCGUUUCAAAAGGGAAAAAUCUUCCAGAUGAUCAUCUCCUGUGAUCCUCAGCAGUACAACGUGUUUGUCAAUGGUAUACAAGUGUGUACCUUCAAGCACCGCUUCACCAACCUGUGGGAGAUUGAUGCUCUGGAAGUGUCUGGUGACUUGAGCUUGACUGAUGUAUACGCUUAACUAAAACAAUUUAAAUUGGAUGUUUUUGUGCAAUAUUUUCUCUGGCACAGUUUUACCAAGUCACUGUCACAUUUUAUCCGUAAACAGAGAAGUAUGCAAAAAAUAAAUGAAUGAAUGAAUGAAUGAAUGAAUGAAUGAAUGAAUAAAUAAAUAAAUAAAUAAAU
This is a messenger RNA of Hemibagrus wyckioides, 1540 nucleotides long. Its product is annotated as galectin-9-like. Lineage: Eukaryota; Metazoa; Chordata; Actinopteri; Siluriformes; Bagridae. The transcript has 11 exons. Gene Ontology annotation, biological process: negative regulation of type II interferon production; negative regulation of CD4-positive, alpha-beta T cell proliferation; positive regulation of gene expression. Gene Ontology annotation, cellular component: nucleus; cytosol. The record is from RefSeq and is a predicted model, not a curated record. The coding region runs from base 120 to 1376 and encodes 418 amino acids. Gene Ontology annotation, molecular function: carbohydrate binding; galactoside binding.